AUGCAUCCCCAAAUCGAGCAACAACUCGCACACCUACUGUUGACCGAACUGUUAGCCCAUCAGUUCGCGUCUCCAGUUAGGUGGAUUGAGACUCAAGAUGUUUUACUCAACAAACAGCGCAUUGAGCGAAUCAUCGAGAUUGGUCCUGCGGAUACCUUGGUGUCCAUGGCAAAGAAAACACUUGCUUCCCGGUACCAGCAAAUGGACAACGCUCGUCACAUCAAGAGAAAACUUCUCUAUUACGGAAAAGAUGCCCAGGAAAUCUGCUAUGAGGGAGAUCAAAAACCCGAGCAAGCUACGAAGAAGCCAACCCCGAAGAAAGCGGAUACCAAGGUUGAGGCCAAGAAAGACACUCCGGCCCCACCUCCACCUCCACCAGCUGUCCCAACCCAAGCUCCUCCCCAGUCAGCACCUGCAGCCGCGAGCCACGUGGAUGAUAUCCCAGUCUCCGCAAGGGAUAUUGUGAUGACAAUUAUAGCUAUGAAGUUGAAAAAGUCUUUUGAAGAAAUUCCACUGACUAAGAAUAUCAAACAACUUGUUGGAGGACGAUCAACACUUGAGAAUGAACUUGUUGGAGAUAUCGGUACCGAGUUUGGCUCCACUCCAGAGAGGCCCGAAGAGCUUCCUCUUGACGAAUUGUGUCUAAAUAUCCAAAAUUCUUCUGGCUUCAGCGGCAAGAUGGGUAAGACUACCACCGGACUGUUAUCAAAGUUGUUCUCGCUCAAGAUGCCCGGCGGAUGCAGCCCCCCUGUUCUCCGAUCGUAUCUUAACGAUCGUUGGGGGCUUCCUUCUGGUCGCCAGGAUUCCAUAUUUCUCCGUGUCUGUGCCGCACCACCUGCGGCACGACUCGGCUCUAUGACAGAUGUGCAUGGCCACUUCGAUAAUAUUGUACAACAAUAUUCCAAGGAGACUGGCUUGAAUCUCGGAGCAUCACAAAGCAAUGACUCCGGAAAUGGCGGAAAUUCUGGAGCCGCCGUGAUGGUCGAUAACAAAGCUCUUGAGAAAGUCACCCGCGACAGAGAUCUCUUCAUGAGAAAGAAGCUUGAACUCUAUGCGCAUACCCUUGGGGUUGAUCUGCGUGCUAGUGACAAAGCAACCAAUGAGGCGCAAAAGAACAUCAGCACCCUGCAAGGUCAGCUCGAUCUGUUCGAUGCAGAACUUGGCGAUGUCUUUGCCUCUGGAAUUAAACCCAUGUGGUCGGCGCCUAAGGUCCGCCGCUUCGACUCGCAUUGGAAUUGGGUUGUGCAAGAAACACUUGAGUUGUUUUACACCGUUCUUAAUGGCGACUCUGAGAUUAGCACCAGCGAAUUGGCCAGCCGAAGCAUCCGGAUUGCAAACCGGUCAAAUCCUAGGCUAUUGGGCGUGAUGCAAUACUUGGUGAACAGUUCUCCUGAAACAUGGGGACCCCGCUUCGAGAUUGCAAAGGAGAUGUUAUCUCAAUUAAUCCGACUUUGUGAGGCGACCAAGAAUCCUUGCUACAUGCCCUUGUUUUCCUUCAAGGACACCUGCAUCAAAUCGCCAAGAACUCAAAUCGACAGGCAUGGGAAAGUCCAAUACGAUGAAGUCCCACGGUCCACUGUGGGAGACAUCGCACCCGUCCACAUCAAAACCAGGCAAUUCUCGGGCUGGGCGAAAGACAAGAAGCUCACAAACAUCCUUCUUGAUCAAGCUAAAGACAUCCGUCAAAAAGGCUUAACCCUGCAAUCACGAAAAGUCCUUCUCACAGGAGCCAGUCCAGGAUCUAUUGGUUCCGAGAUCCUCAUUGGUCUUCUUAGCAGUAGCUGCCGAGUCAUUGUCACCACAAGCAGCUACUCACCAGACGUUGUAAGGUACUACCAGGGGCUGUAUGAAAAUUACGGUGCUCGCGGUUCUGAGUUGGUGGUUGCACCCUUUAACCAGGGAAGCCAACAGGACUUGGAAGCUCUCGUGGCUUACAUAUUUGAUCCGACUAACGGACUUGGCUGGGAUCUUGAUUACAUCGUUCCAUUUGCUGCUAUAUCCGAGGCGGGUCGUCAGAUCGAUGGCGUUGAUUCGAAAUCUGAACUCGCCCAUCGGAUCAUGUUGACCAAUACCAUACGUCUUCUAGGUGCAGUGAAACAAAACAAGGAGUCAAGAGGAUUUCACAGCCAUCCAGCACAGGUCAUACUUCCUCUAUCACCGAAUCAUGGUGCUUUUGGCAACGAUGGCUUGUAUGCUGAAUCCAAGAUCGGACUCGAGUCACUCUUUGACAAGUGGCAUUCAGAAAGUUGGGCCGCAUACCUAUCCAUCUGUGGUGCUGUUAUCGGCUGGACACGGGGCACUGGCCUCAUGGCUGAUAACAACGUGGUUGCCGCUGGCAUCGAACGACUAGGCGUAAGGACUUUCUCGCAGUCUGAGAUGGCGUAUUACAUCCUAGUCCUCAUGAGCCGGCCCAUUGCUCUUCAGUCACAACUUCAACCCCUCUACGCAGAUCUUACCGGAGGUUUGGAUUCCGUGAAAAAUCUGAAAUCUACCCUGGAUACCAUUCGACGGAAUAUUUCAGACACCAGCCACUUCAGGCGUGCUAUCGCCAGCGAGGAGACUCUGGAUCAAGUGGCUAACACUGUUGCCAAGGAGUUGGCUCCAACCCCUCCUCCUCAAGUAUUGCCACGAGCAAACAUUCCAUUCGACUUCCCACAAUUACCUGACGCCAAAGAACUCGACCCACUGCGCCAGAAGCUUAAUGGCAUGGUUGACUUGGACCGUGUGGUAGUGGUCACCGGAUAUUCUGAAGUCGGCCCCUGGGGUAAUUCUCGCACAAGGUGGGAAAUGGAAGCCUACGGCCGCUUCUCCCUUGAAGGAUGCGUAGAGAUGGCCUGGAUUAUGGGUAUGAUCAAACACCACAGCGGCCCACUCGAAGGAAGUCAAUACAAUGGCUGGGUCGACACAAAGACCCUUAAGCCAGUGCAUGACUCGGAAGUCAAGGCGAAAUACGAGGCGCAAAUUCUCACCAGCUCGGGUAUUAGGCUUAUUGAGCCUGAGCUUGAUGAUGGAUAUGACCCCAAAAAGAAGCUCCUUAUUCAAGAAACGCAGCUUAACGAAGACAUGCCUCCUUUCUUAGCUCCAGCCGAGUUGGCUGAGCAGUUUGCACAUGAGCAUGGUGAUAAGGUGCACCUUUCUCCAGCAGAAGAUGGCUUCAUGGUCUAUCUAAAGAAGGGUGCUACCUUGUUCAUCCCCAAGGCUAUAGGUUUUGACCGAACAGUGGCCGGCCAAAUACCCACUGGAUGGAACGCUCGCACCUACGGAAUCCCAGAAGACAUUAUUCAACAAGUGGAUAGAACGACGCUCUUCACUCUGGUCAGUACGGCUGAGGCUCUUCUUGCCUCUGGAAUUACAGACCCAUACGAGCUUUACAAGCACGUCCAUGUGUCAGAGGUCGGAAACUGUAUCGGCUCUGGUAUCGGUGGCGCGACUGCGCUAAAGAGAAUGUUCCAAAAUCGUUUCAUGGAUAAGCCGGCUGCAAAUGAUGUCCUCCAAGAAUCAUUUAUUAACACUACAUCUGCUUGGGUCAAUAUGCUUCUCUUGUCAUCCUCUGGCCCUAUUCGCACUCCUGUAGGCGCUUGUGCAACAUCGAUCGAGUCUCUGGAAACUGGCUACGAAACCAUUGUCAGUGGAAAAGCAAAGAUGUGCUUGGUAGGAGGCUUCGACGAUAUGAACGAGGUCCUUUCAUAUGAAUUUGCAAAUAUGAAAGCUACAAGCAGCGCCGAAGAAGAAUUCAAGAAAGGUCGCACACCUCAGGAUAUGUCUCGACCAGCUACUACAACUCGAUCAGGUUUCAUGGAGUCCCAAGGCAGCGGCGUCCAGGUUCUCACCACGGCCCGUCUCGCUGUGGAUAUGGGUCUUCCUAUUCAUGGUAUUGUUGCGUAUGCUAGUACGUCAAGUGACAAAAUGGGGAGGUCCGUGCCAGCUCCUGGUCAAGGUAUCACCACGAACGCAAGGCAAACAGCCUCAGCUAAAUUUCCUUCACCGUUACUCAACAUUGAUUAUCGACGAAAACGCUUAACUAUGCGACUAAAGCAGAUUCAGGAAUAUCGGGAUACCGAGUUGGAAAUCAUUCAAGAGGAAUUUGCAGUCUUUGGAUGUAGCCGACCGUCCGAUGUUACCGAGGAAAUCAAGUAUCGGACACAGUACAUCGAAGAAGAGGCCACCAGACAAACUAGUGAAGCCUUGAAUACCUGGGGGAAUGAAUUUUGGAAAAAUAACCCCCAAAUAUCACCCCUAGCUGGCUCUCUGGGUGUUUGGGGCUUGACUGUCGAUGACAUUGAUUUUGCUUCAUUCCAUGGGACAUCUACAGUCAUGAAUGAUAAAAAUGAAUCCGAGGUUAUUCAGCAGCAGCUUUCCCACAUGGGCCGCAAAGAAGGGCAUCCGAUAUAUGGUAUCUUCCAGAAAUACCUGACUGGUCACCCCAAGGGUGCUGCUGGAGCCUGGAUGUUCAACGGCUGCCUCCAGGUUCUUGACAGCGGCAUCAUCCCUGGAAAUCGUGCAGCGGAUAACAUCGAUGCCAAGCUGGAGAAGAAUGAUCUCAUCUUCUUCCCUAACCGCAGCAUCCAGAUGGCUGGGUUGAAAGCGUUCUCCGUGACCUCGUUUGGCUUCGGACAGAAAGGAGCCCAGGCCAUCGGAAUCCAUCCGAAAUACCUCUUGGCCGCUCUCGACGCUAAAACGUACGAUGAAUACAAGAAGAAGCUCGAGCAAAGGCAGAAGAAGGCCUUCACAGCAUUCCAUACCCACAUGGCAACCAACAGCCUCUUCGCCAUCAAGGAGAGCGCGCCAUACGGCAAAGACCAGGAAACAGCUGUCUACCUCGACCCCAAAGCACGUGUCUCUCAAAUCGAGACGCCUACGGAUGGCACAGUUUACCUGUUCAAAGACGGCAAAUAA
Messenger RNA from Venustampulla echinocandica, 4896 nucleotides. RefSeq names its product Fatty acid synthase alpha subunit. The transcript has 5 exons. Gene Ontology annotation, molecular function: 3-oxoacyl-[acyl-carrier-protein] synthase activity; holo-[acyl-carrier-protein] synthase activity; fatty acid synthase activity. Gene Ontology annotation, biological process: long-chain fatty acid biosynthetic process. NCBI's taxonomy places the organism in Eukaryota, Fungi, Ascomycota, Leotiomycetes, Helotiales, Pleuroascaceae. Gene Ontology annotation, cellular component: fatty acid synthase complex. Bases 1 to 4896 code for a protein of 1631 amino acids. The record is from RefSeq and is a predicted model, not a curated record.